Messenger RNA from Metarhizium album ARSEF 1941, 2211 nucleotides. RefSeq names its product Lipopolysaccharide kinase. The transcript has a single exon. The coding region runs from base 1 to 2211 and encodes 736 amino acids. NCBI's taxonomy places the organism in Eukaryota, Fungi, Ascomycota, Sordariomycetes, Hypocreales, Clavicipitaceae. The record is from RefSeq and is a predicted model, not a curated record.
AUGUCUACCAACAGCGUUGAAUAUUACAAAAAGCUCCUCGAGCGGUCGGAGGAACAGCGGAGGCAGGCGGAGGAACGGCAGAGGCAGGCGGAGGAGCGGACCCGAAAGACAACUUUCCUCGAACUCAUACACUGUUGCCACGAGUUCCUAUCGGUUCCGUUGAGAGUUGCACCACCAAAUAAGUCGACCACAGGAAGCAUACCGAUCCCCAAAGAGAAAUACUGCCCGACAAAGCUACGGCUAUGGAAAGACAGUCCAGCUCGGCAUCGAGAAAUCUACAAUUCUGUUCGCCGCUACCUACAGCCAGCAAACGCCGACGCGCCUCGCUUAUUCCCGCCCAAAAUCGUACUCGAGGGAUUUUCCGCGCCAACUACAGGCCGGCCUCUCAGCAGUGAGCACGAUCUUGGAUUUUACGAGCGAUUCGCUGUGGAUCAGCUGGUGGGCGGCAUCAUCUCGGAGCUGUGCAACAUACCCGCUGCCAAGCACGAGUUCGGUCUCGGGAGUGGGAUCCAGUUCCACGACCACACCAAUUUCUUGCAGGAUCCUGAAUUUGAUGAAGCUGCAGAAAACCAGCCAUCCAAAAUCCGCCGACCGAAAGCUGACGCAGUCUGCAUCCACGCCUUCGACAACGACACCAUGGUUCAUCUUAGCUCGGGCGAAUACAAACCACCGCACAAACUCCCCACAAGCACUAUCCGCCUGGGACUCAGGCCGAUGCAACUAUGGGACGACAUGGUCGGGAGCGACACAAUACCUACAGGCAAGGCAGAAAAACUGAAAUACAAUGCAGAGCGACUCGUCUGCUCCGCCAUUGUCCAGCAAUAUCAUGUCAUGAUACAGGAGGGACUAGAGUUCGCAUAUGUGACGAACGGCUUCUGCGAUAUCCAACUUUGGGUUCCUCACGACGACCCUAGUACGUUGAAGUACUAUCUCUACGAUCCAAUCAAAGAAGUGGGCGAGGAUGACGGCAGUUUUCUGGCACCAAACACAGCCAUUGCUCGGAGGCUCUGUCUCUAUUUGUUGAGCUGUCGGCAUCCGGUCCGCAGUCAGGAAUGGCGGAAUGACGCACGACGUCAGCUACCCCUUUGGCAAACGAACUUCAGCCGCACACGUCAAGAGAUUCCGAAAGACGAGUUGAAGGAGACCCACCUUCACGCCGAGAACACGGAUCCGGUGAGUCCGGACACGAGUAGUCAAUAUCGCCCCGAGCCAGAAUCAUCCUCAUCGCCAUCCCCGCCACCUAAAGCACGUCGACGCAGGCCGGUACAGUCGCAGACCUGCGGUGCGACACUGGACGCCCGGCGGCGGCGUUCAGAGUCGCCGGGUUCUUCAGGAUCGGAUGUGAAUACAGACACGACGCGCAAACGCAGCAUUAGCCAGGUCGCAUCCUCUCCGUCCGCACGGCCAAAGUCCCGCACACGAAGUGCUCGAGGCGGCCGAGGCAGCCGACAGAAACAACAUGACGCCAAAUUUUGUACACUAAGGUGUUUGCUUGGGCUUCGGGAUGGGGGCGCUCUCGAUGAGAAAUGUCCAAAUGUGGAGCUGCACCGACGAGAUGGAGAGGACACCACUCACCCAACCAAUGCAGAGCACUUUGUGCGUUCCCUCAAGGAACAGCUAGAUGAGGAUCUCGACCGAAACUGCACUCCGUUCGGACAUUGCGGCGGAUACGGCGCGCCAUUCAAACUCACCUCGGACACAUAUGGAUACACCGUCGUCGGGAAAGGAACAAGCAGAGAGUUGUGGCCAGAAGUCUCCCGCGAGGCAGACGCCUACCACAUUUUGAGGCGAGCCCAGGCGUCUGCGGUACCCGUCUUUCUCGGCAAAAUCGACCUGGCAAACAUCUAUUUUCUUCACGGAGCAGGAGAAAUCCGCCACAUGUUGAUCAUGGGCUGGGGUGGUGAAAACCCAGAUGAAGAGAUCGAGGAGGGCACCGAGCUUUGCAGGGAGGUAUGGCGAUCGAUAAGAGAAAUCCGCCGCAUGGGCGUCGAACACGAAGACCUGCGGCGCGAAAACAUCCUUUGGAACGAGGAGCUGCAGCGGGCCUUGAUCAUCGACUUUCACCGCUCCAAGUUGGUUCCUCAACAUGCAGUGAAGCGCUCGCGGCCGGUGAAGAGACUGGCAAGCAGCUCAGCGGACGAGCAGGAGACGCGACAGGAGCGGCGGCAGCGGCGGCAGGAGCGGCGGCUAAAACGAGCCCGAAUUGUCUGA